GAGAUGAAAAAAUUUACCCUCUUGUUACUUGCAAGUUCAACUCUAUGCUGCUUUUUCAUGUUUGUGAUACAGGAACAAAGCAAGGGUGAAAGAAGCUACUUUGUGCCAGUGGGAUUACAAAUUCUCAGCUGGACGGGCCCUCUCCAAGAUGGCAGCGUCUGAAGAUGGUUUACAGCUGCCUAGACUUCCUGAGCUGUUCGAAUCCAGCAAACAGCUUCUGGAGGAAGUAGAAGUAGCGAAUGAACCCACCGGCUCCGGGAUAAUACAGGAUAAAGUGUUCAAGGGACUGGACCUACUUGAGAAGGCUGCUGAAAUGUUAUCGCAGCUCAAUUUGUUCAGCCGAAAUGAAGAUUUAGAAGAAAUUGCUUCCAUGGACCUGAGGUACCUGAUGGUGCCAGCGUUUCAAGGAGCCCUCACCAUGAAACAAGUCAACCCCAGCAAGCGUCUAGAUCAUUUGCAGCAGGCUCGAGAACAUUUUAUAAACUACUUAACUCAGUGCCAUUAUUAUCAUGUGGCAGAGUUUCAGCUGCCCCAAACCAAGAGCAACUCAGCUGAAAAUAACACUGCUAGUUCCUCGGUGGCCUAUGCUGACCUCGUUCCAAAGGCAUCUCAAAGACUGGCUAAAACAGAGAGAUACAGGCAGAAGAAAGAAGUGGAGCAUAGGUUGUCUACACUGAAAUCUGCAGUGGAAAGUGGUCAAGCAGAUGAUGAGCAAGUUCGUGAAUUUUACCUCCUUGACCUUCGGAGGUGGAUUGGAAUCAGUUUAGAAGAGAUUGAGAGCAUUGACCAGGAAAUAAAGAUCCUGAGAGAAAGAGACUCUUUGAGAGAGGCAUCAACUUCUCACUCAUCUCUUCAGGAGAGGCCUCCAAUGAAGCCCUUCAUACUCACUCGAGACAAGGCCCACACCAAAGUAUUUGGAGCUGGUUAUCCAAGUCUGGCAACUAUGACAGUGAGUGACUGGUAUGAGCAACAUCGGAAAUAUGGAGCAUUACCAGACCAGGGAAUAGCCAAGACAACAUCAGUUAAUUUUAAAAGAGUGGCUCAGCAACAGGAAGAUGAAGAAAAGGAGAAAGAAGAUGAGAAGGCACACCACAGAGCACAGGAGUGGGAUGACUGGAAGGACACUCAUCCGAAGGGCUAUGGGAACCGACAGAACAUGGGGUAAUUUUCCCACAACAUGACAGGACUUUGGGACAUGAACAUUUCCUGACAAGGAAAGUGCCAUCUUACCCUCCCUGGCUCCUGCUUCAGCUGUGUACAACGAGGGCAAAGAUGCUGACUCUUGCUUUGCAUUCAAUAAAGUGUGAAACAAUUAAAAAUAAAUAAAUAGAUAAAUAAAUUCAGGACAGAGACCUCACAUUUAGCCUUAAUAAUUGAUAACAGAUUUAACUCUUUAAUUCAGUCUGCUGAGAUGUACUUAAA
Molecule: messenger RNA, 1422 nt
Organism: Heterocephalus glaber (naked mole-rat)
Lineage: Eukaryota; Metazoa; Chordata; Mammalia; Rodentia; Bathyergidae
Product: immunoglobulin-binding protein 1
Biological process (GO): regulation of signal transduction; regulation of dephosphorylation
Cellular component (GO): cytosol
Molecular function (GO): protein phosphatase 2A binding
Source: RefSeq, a predicted model, not a curated record